Cladocopium goreaui is the source of this 608-nucleotide messenger RNA. NCBI's taxonomy places the organism in Eukaryota, Dinophyceae, Suessiales, Symbiodiniaceae. The record is from the annotation of a GenBank genome assembly.
AUAUCAUGGGACUGGAUCAGAGGCAUCUGAUGGAAUCCUGCCAGGAGAACCCAUGGCGCCAGCGGGUUUAACCGAAUUUGCACGUCCCUGCGCGGCGUGUUUUUGUCAAGGGAAUCUGGAUUCACUCGUCCCCACAGCUGUUGAGCUCAGCAGUCUGUAGCCAUGCCGACGCCCGCAGACAAGAGAAAGAUUGUGAAGAAGCGAACCAAGAAGUUCACCCGGUUCCAAGCUGAUCGCUUCAAGCGCAUGAACCCAGCAUGGCGCAAGCCCAGAGGCAUCGAUGGUCGUGUGCGCAGACGAUUCAAGGGUUCCACCCUUUGCCCCAAGAUUGGUUAUGGCUCCGACAAGAAGACCAGGUUCCGCCUGAAGAACGGCUUCUACAAGUUUGUUGUGCGUUGCCCAGCAGACCUGGAGAUGCUUCUCAUGCACAACGAGAAGUACGCCGUGGAAGUCGCCCACAACGUCGGUGCCAAGAAGCGCAAGGAGAUCGUGGAGCGAGCUGACCAGCUCCGAUUGUACGUGACCAACAGGAACGCGCGCUUGCGCACUGAGGAGCAGGAUUAGGCGAUUAGGCGACGCUGAGCUUCGAACGGCUGCGACGAGAGAAA